AUGGUUGCCACCAGCGCAAAAGACGUAGACAGUGCCGAAAUCGUCAAACACAUUGCCCAUUUCUUGAAGAAAUCCGGCAAAGUGAAGGUGCCCGAGAAUGCGGAUCUCGUGAAACUUGGACAGUCUAAGGAAUUGGCGCCAAUCGACCCCGAUUGGUAUUUCAUCAGAUGCGCCGCCAUUGCUCGACGACUCUAUGGACGAUCAACAGGUGUCGGCGGACUCCGAAAGAUCUACGGAGGAAAGCUUCGCCGUGGCGUUCGCCCAAAUCACUGGAUUGCCGGCUGUGGAUCGGUUUGCCGACGAGCUCUCCAAACUCUCGAACAACUCAAAUGGGUUGAGAAAGCCGCCGAGGGAAAGGGACGCAUUCUUUCAAAGCAGGGUCGCAAAGAUUUGGAUCGAAUCGCCGCCGAUGUCAAAUCGAAACAAGUGGCCGCUGAGUUU
Molecule: messenger RNA, 441 nt
Organism: Mesorhabditis belari
Lineage: Eukaryota; Metazoa; Nematoda; Chromadorea; Rhabditida; Rhabditidae
Source: the annotation of a GenBank genome assembly